This is a messenger RNA of Phasianus colchicus (ring-necked pheasant), 11429 nucleotides long. RefSeq lists its product as uncharacterized. Gene Ontology annotation, molecular function: guanyl-nucleotide exchange factor activity. NCBI's taxonomy places the organism in Eukaryota, Metazoa, Chordata, Aves, Galliformes, Phasianidae. Gene Ontology annotation, biological process: positive regulation of Rho protein signal transduction. The record is from RefSeq and is a predicted model, not a curated record.
AAGCCGGGGCCCGGCGCGGCGCUGAGGGGCGGGCGGCGGCGGUGCGGGCCGGGCUCGGCGCUGCCGGGCAUGCACAACAAAGGCGAGAGGCGAGGCGCCGCGUGCGGGCUCUGCAGAUCAUGUUAUAACCUUUGAUCACAGAAAGUCCCGAUCACGUUUCUCUGCUGUCACCUGUGGGCUCCUCCAGAGCCAUGAAGAAGGGGGAACUCCAGCCCCACCAUGAGAAGACUGGGUCUUCUGCGCAUGGCAACUCAACCCAUGUGAGAGUCCACUUAUGUGAGUACCCAGCAGCACACUUUGCUGUCUGUGGACAUUGACUGCCAUCUAAGAGACAACCCAGCUCCCUCCUCUCCCCUUAGAAGCCACUGUAUUAGCCUCCAUGUGCAUUUGCUAUGACAUACAUCAAUGUUGAUGAGAGACAGGAACACUGCCGGGUGAUCUUGAGCUGCCAAAAUAAUCAGCUCUGUGCGCAACAUGGCUUAAAGGAGUUUUCAGUUAGCAGCAUGCAUCCACUAAAGAACUUAGACACUCAUAUUUUUUCUGGGGACUUCCACACUCUGCACUCUUGCCACACAGGCAAGGCGCUUUUGGCCAAUCCUGUGGAAAAACGGAUGUAUCGGAGCGUGGAGAACCUUCACUGGGCAACAGUAGCUGACUCUGGGCUGUAUUCUCACUGCCGGAGCCUGGAUAAUGAGAUCAUCUUUCGCUAUAGAGGCACCCGUCAGUGGUCAGAAGGCUGUGUGGAUGUGGCCCCUGUACGGAGCACAUUGGACUCUUUGAGAAAUCUUUCUAUCCGUCCUAAACAGACAUCACAGUCAGCACAGAAUGUGCUCCUCCCUCCCUAUGUCAAAGUGCCUCAGUGGCUCUUCCCUUCUGCAGAGCACAGAGCCCUACGCGAGGAUGCCAAAAAAGAGUUGAAGGAGAAGCUGAGGCUGAACAGCAAUAAAGUGGCAGAGCCCAGCAAGCCAGUACGUCCACAGGCAGCCCUGACUGACCUGGCAGCACAGGAGUUUUCUGAAUGCCAGAUGUGCCAGCAGUACAAGAACGGUUGUGCUGUCAGCUGCUGCACGGUUUUGGUGGAACAUGCUGCCCUAAGACAUGGCCUCACAGGGAGACAGAGACUCUGUGUCGCACACAGGAUCAUCAGUCCAGAAGACAUCAAACAGGAGGCUCAGAGGAGGCUUCGGCUCCACAGGCAGAAUAGCUCCCCUAGCUUGCCCUUCCAGCAUGCUGAGGAAAGCCAUGAGAUGGAGAAAUCCAGAACAGCAGAAUCCCUGGAACGACUCAGUGGGGAAAAAGAUGUCAAAGAAACACUGGGGCAGAGCAGGAAAAGCCACUGCAAAGGGAGGCUGUACAUACCCACCUUUGAGGAAUUCAAACAAAUGAUAAAUAAGGAGGCAAAUUCAUCUGCUGGCAGCACUGAGACAACAAAGUGCUUGAGUGAGGGGCUGCUUCCAAACCAGCCCCUGGAUGAGGAAAGCAAUAGGAAUAUCUGUCCAGAAGGUUUGGGAACCAAAGCUGUGAAUGAAGCUGCCAUCGCAGUAGAGGAUGAUGAUGAUGUGUUCCAAGAAAACCACACCUCUGCUGGUUUUUUGCAAUAUCCAGUCACGUGGGAUGGUUUCAGGCUAAGCAGCCCUGAAGUUAAGGACAGAACUGUCCAGAUCUCCAACCUGGAUAUGUCCCCGGUCCCCAUUUGCUCUAGCCCUAUUCCACGAUCACCUUUGCAGGCAGUAGCAAUACACAGAGUUGGGCAGGAGAUCUUCAGUGGUGAGCAGCAGAAAGGAGAGACAAGACAAUUAAAUGAUGUCCUCCACCUUGCAGGGCAGUCACUGGCUUCUGAAGCCCAGUCCUCUUGCUGUCCAUCGCUGCUGUUAGAAGGCGCAGACUUGUCAAGCUAUGGAGCUAAGCUACAAAAAAUGAAGGAUGAAUUCAUAGGUUCAGCCCUGGAACUUAUUAAGAAAAGCUGCAAUGCUGAGACUGCUGCCAGAUCUCCCUCUGAGGGACAGUGUGAUCUGAAGGAAGACGAUCGCCCACCUCCAGAGGACAGCCAGCAAGCCACAGCAAUGUCCAUGGCAACAGAGAGCUGGGAGGAUAAGACAAGCAAUGAGAAAUCCAGUGAUACUCAACCUGCAGGGAAUACCUCCAGUCCCAGCUGCCGCCGAUCCAGCUCUGACAUCGUCCAUGAGAGCACGGAUGGUGCCAAGGCCCAGAGGGAGUGCCGGCUGCGGCCGCAUUUCAGUGACCCCAUGCCAACAGACUCAGUGAAGAGGAAGCAGCUGGAGCUGAAGAUUGCAGCUGCAGCACGGCAGCAUGCACAGAAACGCCGGCAGGAGCGAGACUACGGUCCAGUGGUAGCAAAAGCCAACCUUGGCCAUGGCAGCAGCUUUGACGAGACUCGCCGUGCCCCACGUGGCUCCCUCCGUUCCAGACAUCACUGGAGCAAUGUCAGCAGCCUGAGCACAGACAGCGGGAUUGUGGGCGUGAACGAUGUCCGUGAUGACCUGGAUCCCAGUGAGGCCACCCGGACCAAGUCUGCAGAAGUGGAGAGGGCAGACAGUGGCAUUAGCCAGAUGUCAGCCAGGAAGUGGAGGAACAGGGCAUCUGAAACACUGAGCUCCCUGCAGGCCUGGGAAGCCCACCGGCCCUGUACCGACUGUGGAGAAAGGGACCUCCCAGUAGAGACAGAUAUGCAGAACUGCAAUCAGAGGAGGGCUGACCUCUGUGAGAAGUGUCGCAAGCGCAGGACAGAGCGCAAGGAGUCGGUGCUGGAGUUUGUCAACACGGAGGCCAGCUAUGGAGAGGACCUGCGCAUCAUCAAAGAGGAGUUCUAUCUCCCCAUGCAGGCAGCUGGGCUGCUGAGUCAGGAGCAGCUUCUUGGCAUCUUCAGCAAUAUUCAGGAGCUCAUUGACCUCAAUGAAAGCUUCCUGGAGAUACUUCAGGAAGAGAUCGAUCAGGCCUUUGAUCAGGGGGAUGAUGACCUGAUGACCGUGUGCAUCGGCGAAAUAUUUCUAGAGUUCGUCAACAUGUUGCCAGCCUUUCAGACCUACUGUCUUCAGCAGUCCUCCUCUGUGAACAUGCUCAAUGCUCUGGAAAAGGAGAAAGAGUUGCUCAGAAUAUUCCUCAAUGUGUCCCAGAAUGACAACACAGCACUGCGACGGAUGAAUUUGAGGUCCUUUCUGAUGGCCCCUUUGCAAAGGGUCACAAAGUACCCACUGCUGCUCAGCAGAAUCAUCAAGGCCACCACUGAGUACCACCCAGAUCACGGCAGCCUGCGGGAGGCCAAGAGCCGCAUCGAGUCCCACCUGGAGCACAUCAACAUGAAAACCAAGCAAGAAGGAAACACGUGGACCCUCCGUUCUUUUCGCCAAGACAGCAAGAAGAAGAGGGAAGUCAUCAACAUUGAAAUGAGGGAAACUGCCCUCAAAACUGUGGGAUGGCUGCGGGAGGAAACACGAUUUGUCAUGGAGGGGUCUCUGCAGCUGGCCCAGCCCCCUGACGGCCAGUGGGUAAAGAAAGGCAGCAAGACCCUGAAGUUUCAGAACAUGCAGGUCCUCCUCCUGGUGAAUAUGAAACGUGUGUCUGAAUCCAGCCUGGAGUCAGCUGAGCCCGGGCCUGUGAAGGAUGCCGUGCUGGUACUCAUCAGGGACAAAAAUAAUGGGAAAUUCCAUUUGCUCAGGGAGCCCUUGAGGCUGAGUAAUUGCAUUGUCUCCACUGAUCCUGACUGUGACGACACUUUUGAACUCAUUGAAAUCAGGAGGGAGGCGUUUGUGUUCCGGGACAGCGACCGGGCACGGACUCACCACUGGUUCCGGCAGAUCAGGCGGUACUCGCGGGAGUUGGGCUCCUGGAAGAAGCGUCGGAACGCGCUGCCCAACAUCAUGAUCAGCACGCCUCAUACCAGGCCCUGAGACCUGUGUGGGCAGCACGCAGUGUCUUGGCCAGAGCCACGUGCGAGGACCCCUGAGAGCCUGGGUGGCUUGAAUUUGCUCCGCUUCAUGGACAACACAGAAAGUCUGAUGCAUGAACUACUUACUGAGCAGCGCUGGAACCAAGUGUUACAGCCUAAUCCUGGUCUCCGGCCUCAGGACUCAGAGCCUGUUUGUGGCUGAUGUACAUACACAGAGGGGCCUGCUGAGGAGCAGACCUCUGGAGGAAAAUAAUGAGUUUAACUUGUUAAUAUUGCACUGUGGGAGAAUGACGUAUGAUGCUUGCAUUUGCAUGAAUUCUGUUGAAAGCCAGUCUUGAUAACAUGAGAGAGGUUUCUACCAUAGACUAUAUUUCAUCAGCAUUAGGUAAAGUCAGGGUCAAAAUUAGGUGCAGUAUUAUGCAGAACAGGAGGAAAGUUGGAGAAAAUGUUUUCCAUCGCUACUCCUAAGGACUGUAUUUCAUUUAUCAAUUGUAUCUUCAGUCACAAUACUUGUUUUAAAAGGUCUUUCGUAUUUAAUCCCAGUCAAGUAGGAGUCAAUUUACUCUGAUCCAGCUGCAUGCACACAGCACAGGAAGGUCAGAUGAUAAAAGGGGUUCUUGCUCUCUCACUUGUGCACCCCAAAUACAUGUAAAGACUGUUGGAAGAGCAGUAUCCCCCCGCUGGAAGUCUGUAUUUAAUGGACUUAGAGACUGAAACAUUACAGUGCAUCUAAAAUAUUUCAGAACUGUAUGUAAAUAUGGCUCUGCUACCACUAAUAGUGAACUUAAAAUGCAAUUAUUUAAAUGAUGUAAUCUAGUGUAUUUCAAAAUUUAACUGAAAGGAACAAUUUACAUUGUCCUGUAGAGAAAACAUAAAAGGUUUUAAUAAUUAUGUUUCAAUGACUUUAGGUGGGUAUUUUUUAUAAGAAAUAUUUGGGUUUUCUGGAGUAGAUAUUUCAUUUGAUGUGAGUGACAUUUGAGUGAACGCCUGCCUGUGUCUCAUGAACAGAAUUCAGAGGUAGUCCUAAUGAAACUGGGAGAACAGUGGUGCCCUGCUGCCCUAAGAAACAGUAACUGGCACGAAGAACUGUGUCUUGCCUGGGCAGGUCAGGCCCCUGUACAUGAGACGUGAGAGCUGAAAUUGAGACCACAAACCUCCCCUGUAAGGUCCAGCCUCUCUCAGUUCCUCGGCAGGGAAAUUACUUGAAGAUGAGCGAUGGUAAAAGGCAAAAAGGCCCUAACCUUUUCAGCCUGACAUUACCACUGACUGUGGCCCUACGAUUACACCAUCAGCAAAAUGUCACGCUGCGACUAACACGACAAAGGCCAUGUUACAGCCCGAGAGGCUAAAUUAAAGGAGCCUGAAUUUUGGUUGGCGAAUCUCAGAGAACAGUCCUUAAAUGUUCAUUCAGUUCCCCAGGGUAAGGACGAAGCCAAUCAGCAGUAUUCGCCAUCAACAAGAUACUUCUGAUACACACAAGGAGCAUAUUUGUGUAUCUCUCCAGAGAUCAGCAUCAGCUAGCUCACAGACAAAGGCAGACAGGGAUGUCUCUACAAAGGUGGGUAGGCUCUGAUCUGUAAGGUUCCCAUUGACCCAACACUUAAGUAGGCCUCCACGGUGUAUCCCUCUGCUGCAGCUGCUGGAGCUCUGAUGCUUAAGAAGAUACCAGCAGUGAAACAUGGUUGCUGGCUGCAUUUAGUGCUUUGUUUUGUCCAUGAGAAAAUAGGAGUAUUUGCGUCCUCUGGAGACAUUGCAAACACAUAUCCAAGAUGAGGGUGGCAGCACGCUGCAGUGAGCCAUAGCUGGCAAAAUGCCUGUCAGGGCAGCAGCACAAGUGAGCUGGCAUUCCCUCCAGCUAUUUCUAGCUGUUAGACAACAAAUUGUUUGUUCCCCAAAACAUGCACUGAACAGCCAGUGAAUAGCAUGAGGCAUUUAUUUUAAUUUGUUGUUUGUUUUUCAAAUAAAUUGACACAAAAGCAGAGCAGCUGCUGGAUGAAGACUUCGGCGAUGCUCUCAUGACAGAUCCUCAUCGAACCGCCUUUGAGCCUCAUUCUCAUACCAUGCAAAAAACAACAGCUUGUUGUGCCUUCAUUUUCCUCCCACGAUCAGAGCAAUGCAGCAUCCUUCUCUUCAUUACCUCCUGUGGCAGUUGUGUUAAGAGAAGACAUAAGGACAGUAAGCAUAAUAUAUUAUCCAAAUGGCAAGUGGCUUUCACAGCCACAGAGAGCUGCUGCUGCGUCCUGAGAUGCCAAUUACUUUACAGUGUUUUUCCAGUUCACUCCAAUUCACACUCAAAACCAGAGGUGAACUGUUGGUACACUCAUAUAUUUAAAUCAAGCUAUGGCUGGUCUCCUUGGCUGCUCCAAAAGGUUAGGGAACAAUAAGUAUAUGGAAAAGGUCUAAUUUUCAGUAUCAAUCUUGCAUUUGGAUGAUCAUUCUGUUUUCCAGGUUCUGGGUUCUUCUAAUUAUGACAGGAAAUAGGCAGUGUUUGCAGCAGCCUGCCUGGCUAUUUCCUCUGCACCAAGCACACUCCCCAAAGAAAGCCCAUAAAUAAUUGCCCUGUGUUGAGUUACGAACAGAACGCGUACUUGGUGCUGUAGCCCUGUCCUAAAACAAGGGAACAGUACAAGCUCUUAGGUCUGGGACAUCUGCUAUGGUAAGGGACAGACUGAUUGUGGAACAUGCCCCACUAGACAGUUGUGUUUUGAAUGUUAUCUUCUAUGUAUCCAGUGUGUACUCAGCUGCUUGCCUGCUUUUAAAUUACAGGUGUUGAAGGGAGCACAGCACUGAGCGGUCUCUUCGGCCCUGCAAACACUCGUGCUGUGGGGUGAGCCUGCACAGGAAGGGUGAGCAGUGCCAGCACAUUAACGUGGCAGUAAGUUUCCAUAAUCCUCAAGUACCUUUUUGAACCUGGAUGGUCUUUCUCCUGGCAAGUUGCAGGUCUUUCAGUAUCACAUGCACACAUCUUCCUGGGCAGCCCUAGAGAUUAGCCAUGCGGUGUUUUUCCAUUUCUGAUUAACCUGACAAAAUGCUGUCAUAACACGUGGUACUUGGAAGCAGGCUACAAGCCAAGGAAGUCAUUAUUUGUUCCAAACUGGCUUUCUUAGGGCUGUACAAUACUUUUAUGCCUCUCAAAAUUCAUGUCUGACAAAACUAAGAUUACUUUUCAAGACUCCUUCCAACUAAUCUUGUUGGUAUAAGGAGGACAGAAGGAAGAGAGAUCCUUCUGGAUAAAGGGGGAAAAAAAGAAGAAAGUCACAUUACUCCCUUAAUUCAUCACAACUCAUAAAGAACCAUUAGCAGGAAUUUAGUAUGAAUCUUACUGGUAACUUACCGGGGAAAAAAAAAAGUGGGAAGAAAUUGUCAGUCUGUAUCACAGAGUUUGAGAUCAAAAGGCACCCAGAAAGACAAUGCUGGAUUAAGAUUUCCCCAUGAGAUCAGGACCCAAAGACAGAAAGAAAAUCCACUUCAGGAGUAAGCAUGCUGGGUGGGAAAGCCUGGGGAAAAAAGAACAACAGACAGGAGAAGAUAAAGAGUAACAGCUUUAGAAAGCAGAGACUUCUGCUUUAGAGAAAUAUCUGUUUUUUAGGCUGAAGGAACUGGUGAAUCUCAUUCUGUCCCCAGUGUCUUCAGGGGGACAAGGAUUCACAUCUUCUGGCAUCACGUCAAAGAUACCUCUUCAGUGUUUAUGGAUAAAGCAUCUUUUUGGGAUGUCAGUUUUGGUUCCUCUUAGUACACAUGCUGAGGAUCUUACAUUUUCCCCAACAGAAGCAGUUUGGACGUUUGUAUACCUAUAGUGUGAAUGUGCAACUGAACAAACGUUCAGACAAGAGCAUGCUCCCCCUUCUUUCAAGCAAGGGCUUGUUUUGGGACAGUCACUCUCCCCUCAGGCAGGGCAGUGCCCCAGUGAUGGCUGCCCAGAGCAAGCCAGAAGUGGCAACGAACACAGGGAGAAAAACCUGCCUGGAAAUAUGUAUCUUAAGUAAUUUAUCCCUGGCCCACAGCAAGUGUACAAGAGAUGCUGUGCCAUAAAUGACUGUUCCUUUCAAAGUCAAACGCUUAGUGACACCCCUUGAACUGAACAGGCAGCCAGCUCUCUAGACAGCCUCUACAUUUUAACGGCGCUGCACCACAUGACCAAACAGCAGACAGUCCUCUGAUGAGGGAGGAUGGCUGCUGAUGAGCAGCCGAGGUCAGUAUCCACACGCAGACCCAGGAGUCAUCCAUGUUUACUUUCUGCUCUUGUUAAUUGCCUUGGUGUGUAAUGACUUUACUGGCUGAAAAAGGGGAGUAAGGUUCUACAGCACAGAAGGCAUUGCUUUGCAGUAAAGGAAGGUAUGUUGUUUGCCCAUAGAGAAAAUCCUCAGCAGUUCCUAACAACUGGAAGCAGUUAAUGACUGCAAGAAAAUCAGACAACUUAGCAGAUAGCACUACAGCUCAGCAAACACUUAAAUCAGGUACCACAGGGUGAGGAAGGAGCCUCCCUCUGUGUGCUGGCACAUGGUGUGCAGCGCUGUGCAGUGAACCGGGCUUGGAGCAAGCACCUCUGAAAAGGAUUGUUUCAGCUAGAGCUGUUCCUUAAUCCAGUUCAUUGCACAAAGAUGUGUGCUGGCACCAAAAAAGGGCAGUCUGGAGGUGAUGAUGUGCCCUUUAACAACUGCCAGCUCAAAGAGGACGCUGGGCUCAGGCUGCAGUUUAUCAAUUCCAACAGACAGAGCCAGUUAAACAACCACCCUGACGUCUCCGCUGCAUCCUGUGCUAUGGCACUGCUCACCCCUAUUUCCUGAAUGGUUUCAGGUCAGUACUUUCAUUGAUCUGAAAGGAUUGAACAGGCAGUGCUAUCAACAAAUAACAGUUAAUCAACUAUUUGAGCGCCCUUUUUACUGAAGCAAAGAAGCAGCGGAGAAAUGACGUCAAGAUGGAGGAAAAAAGCUGUAAGCAAACACAAAGACAAUCCAAGAGAGUGCUUGCUGGAACACAUUUCAGGCCAAAGUGGUUCAGAGAACAGCUGUGCUGGCUGUUGAGUCAGACUCUCUGGUGCUCCUGCACUGACUCACUGCCUCCCCUCCCAGCUGCCCGCACAUGCUGCAGUGUUCAGUACCAAGUAGGAGUUAGUUCGGACUUCUAUUAUGAGCCAUCAAGCUUCUGCAGCCUUCAGAGCUCUGCCUCUCCUUGGCAUUCCUGCUCAGGAACAUGAUUUAGCAGAAGGUUGUUAGAGUUAGGGUUGUAUGGUUAGGCUGUGGUUGGAUUCUAUGAUCUUUAAGGUCUUUUCCAACCUGAGUGAUUCUUUGACUCACCUAUUCCAUUACUGCUGGGAAAGGGAAGGGUCAGAGAGGAGAGACCUCCAACUCAAUUCUGAGUCUUCCCUUCUUUCCUCUGCUCCCAACUGUGGGACAUAAGUACAGCUUAUUUAGCACCAGCAUUAAGAGCAGAUUCACCACCCAGGCCAGGAGAUCCUACGAGCUAUCUGUCCAGAGGAAGCUGCAGAAAGAUGCACGUACCCAUCUUUUCCUGCUGCUGCUCAGGGAGAAUGUUUGCUGUUUCUUUUUCCCUUCCCCAGACCCAGCUUGGGAAAUACGCUAUGCAGAUUGCCUAUUGCAAGUAAUGUUUUUCCAGAGAAAGAUGCUAAGCUCUCACAGAACCUAGGAACAGGAAAGAACAAGGGGUUUGCUAAACACCCGAGGGGGAGGUGACACUGCAAUGUCAGGCACUUGCUCUUCAUACAGCCUUUGACAAAACAAUGCCAUGACUUGCAUACUUUAGAAGCACUGAGACUUGCUCUUCCAGUUGUCCCUCUCACAGCUCCUGCAUGUCUGCACGUGUGGCACAACACUGCUGUCUCACCAGCUGCAGAAAGCCACAGGAGAUGCAGAAGCUGGCAGAUCUGGCAUCUACUGAGAAACUGUUUAAGUAUAUGGGAUUCCACAUCAGGAAGCAGAGCUGUUCCAUGACCAAACACAUCGAGAGCUGCUGUGACACUAAGCCAGCGCAAAGCCUUAACACAUGUCCUGCAACAAGAAACCCAUCCUGCCAGUGGCCUCACAUCCCAAGCCCACAUGCCAAGAACUCUUCAACCUGAGUGGCACCAGUCUGAUGCUCAGGAAGCCUCUAAUUCCUCUGCUCCCACACAUUUCCUGUGUAACCUUGGUCCCAGUCUCAGCCUUAGGGCGUUGUUUCAUGAGGCUUUGCUUUUGAUGGUGGAACUGGCUUAAUUCCUUCCUUCCUCCCACCUCCACAGGGUUGAAGUGAGAAAGAAACAAAUAGUGGCACAAGGUGAGAACAAACACACACUUUUAAAGCUAGACUCAGCACCUAGGGCCUCAGGAAGUUAUACCCUCAUUUUCCUCAGCCGUGAUAGGGGGACACUGCUAUCUGCCUAUGUUAUGUGGCAGGAUGAGGACAAAUGUUAAAUAUUAUGAGACGCUCUGAAGAUAAACCUUGCUGCAUCUUGGACAUGGCAUUAAUAGCCUCCUCUAUAUCUCUCCAUUUUAACUUGUUCAACAAGUCAAAAUUAGUUAUUUUUUUAAGCCUAUCAAGUCUGUGUGCAGCUUGACUAGCGCUCUGCUUGCCAGCUGGUGAUAGUGCUCCAUUUAACAGCAUACACCCAAAGUGAGCCCACAUACAGAUGAAGGCUGAAUUUGAACUAUGGUACUUCAAGUUAAGCUCCCAGGAAGGAAAGACAGGAACAUCAGAUAAUCAGACAACAGGCAGAGUUACCAAAUGGCCAAAGAACAGUUUUUAUUGGCCAAUGUAACCAAGAAAUCAUUUUCUUCCAAUAAACAAAAUAAAAACAUAACUGAAACAAUGGCAAAUAUUUGUCAACUAAUUGAAACACUAACUAACCCACGUAAGCUUGAUUGUUCAUAUUCAUCCUCUGGAAAUAUUCCUCCUUCUAAACAAGCUGUUUCUCUCCCUUGCGCUACUGCACCCCCUAAAGUAAGAAAGUGGAAAGACUCAAAGUCAUCGAGGACAAGAGAACAAAUGCACUGGGAGGUCUGGAUCUGUCCAUUUGCACAGAUGGAAAAGGCUGUUGGUAUCUGCAAAUAUCUCACAUGCAAAGUAUCUGACACUAAUAAUUUCCAUUUUGGGGGGAAUACAUUUUACUAUGUGAACUUUUUUUUUUUUUAAAGCCCAGGAAACAGUACAGUCAUGGCCUAUACAGGUUGUUAAAACACAAAUCCUACCUGCAGUUUGUCAGUUAACAUUUCUCUAUUCAUAAACUUUGCUAAUUCAAAAGAAAAUAAAAAGCUACAGAGUUCCCAAUGUAAAUGAUCAUGUUGAAACUCAACAUUGACUCAUGUCAGUAAAUGAGACAGCAGUCAGUGAAAGCAGAUAGUUGAGAAAGCCUUGUACACUCUGGUAGCAGGCACCUCGGAGGGAAAAAUGAGUAAGAUGCACCCAGGUGUAAUACACUGAUUCCAAGGGCAGAUACACUAAAUGGAGCCAUUCUAAAAGAUCUGGUUAAUAGAAGUUAUGCAAAUCUGUUCAACUUAACUGAAGUAGGUGAAAAUUAAAAAAAAAA